Molecule: messenger RNA, 4682 nt
Organism: Drosophila navojoa
Lineage: Eukaryota; Metazoa; Arthropoda; Insecta; Diptera; Drosophilidae
Gene: Eato
Product: Engulfment ABC Transporter in the ovary
Biological process (GO): lipid transport; transmembrane transport
Cellular component (GO): membrane; intracellular membrane-bounded organelle
Molecular function (GO): ABC-type transporter activity; ATP binding; lipid carrier activity
Source: RefSeq, a predicted model, not a curated record
AUCGACCACAGUUCAAUGGUCGUACUUACAUUUAUCAAAUAAAUCAAGUGAAACACAAUUGGAGGAUUUUGAAGUUAAAGACUAUGAUUCUCUUCUACGCUAUUUUCCUGGAAAUGAUUACGAUUGGGUAUACUAUGCGCCAAUUACUGAAAAUACCAGACGAUUAAUGGAACUUGUGGGAAAUGAACUGGGAAUUCAAUAUGAACGUAUUUACGAGUACAACAAUAGUGCGGAAAUGCAAUUAGACAUGGAACAGCAUUGCAGAGGGAGCUGCUUUGCCAUAAAUUUUCAGUCAUUGCCAGAUUUAGGAAGUGGAUCCGGCAUAAAGUAUAGCCUCUCAUCAAACCGUGUACGCAGCUCACCAAAAAAACGUUUUGUGAAUGAUGACGAAAUUAAUCAUCAAAAGAAUGAUGAUGAAUAUAUACGUGAAGGCUUUUUCACGCUUCAACAUGUGGUUGAUCUCCAGUAUAUGCGCUACCAGCAACUUGAUCCGAGAUAUGAACUGCUGGUGAAUGUUAUCCCUAAUCUGGAGCUAGGCCCAGCCGAUAGCUAUCGCUUAGUCAACUUCGGGACACUAUUUAGCAUAUUAUUCAAAUUGCUUCUGUUGGGCACAUUUCUGGUACCUUUAGUCGAAGAGAAACAAAAUGGCAUCAAUGAGUUUCUCAAUCUCGUUACGCCCAUGAGCUUUUUGAAUGGCCUUAGCUUUUUCAUUUUACGUAUUCUAUUGUAUGGAUGCUUCCUGGUGAUCAACUUGACUAUCGCCUGGCAAUAUGGCGCCUUGGGGUCAAUUCAUUUCAUAUAUAUAUUUACCCUAUAUUUUUUAUAUAUUAUUGCCACUAUGUCGUAUUCCUAUUUAAUAUCCGUAUGCUUUUUUUCAGUCUUUUAUGCUAAAAUUGGCGGACUUAUCUUACUUAUAAUACCAUAUGUGUUUAGUAUUGUUAGUGGUUGGAUAACAAAUUUGGCAUUUAAAUUAUUUUCGACAAACGCUUUUCUGGAAGGCGUUAAUGUACUGCAGACGUUCUGUAACAAACACCGCAAUUUUGAAUUGUCUGACUUGACUCGAGUUAUUAAAGAUGACUUCAGCAGCAUCUUAACAGUUUAUUUAACGCUCAUCUGCCAGACCAUAUUUUACGCUUUGCUGUACAACUACUUGGUAUGCGUAUUUCCCGGGCCUGGCGGUCUUAAGCGCCCCUUUCUAUUCUUCCUAAAGCCGGAAACAUAUAAGAAGCGCCACCGCAAUGAAUAUACAACCGCACCGCGUGGCGCAAAUGCGAUAAUUAUAAAAAAUCUGUGCAAGAAAUUCAAGACGAGUAAACGCGAGACUCACAUUGCAGACCAUCUAGACAUGACGAUCAGCAACAAGGAGAUCACUGUUCUGCUGGGGCAUAAUGGUGCCGGCAAGACGACUAUGAUGAACAUGAUUAUGGGUAUCGUUCCAAAGGAUGCGGGAAACAUUCUUGUUUGCAGUGAACGUGAUGUUGCGUCGUAUCGUCACCUGAUUGGUUUUUGUCCACAACACAGCGUAUUUAUGAGUUAUAUGACCUGCCAGCAACAUUUGGAAUUUUUCGCCCAGCUACGAGGAGCAACACGCUCCGACGCGCAACGCUGGGCGGAAUCGAAACUGCGAAAGUUGCAUCUCACAGACAAAGCAACUGAAUAUGGUUGUCGGUUGUCUGGUGGAAUGAAACGACGUCUAUCGCUAGGUAUUGCCAUAGCUGGCAAUACUAAAAUUGUUAUAUUAGACGAACCAUCCUCAGGCCUAGACAUCGAAUCACGCCGCGAAUUUUGGGACAUUUUGCUUGAGCUACGCAAAGAGAAGGCUAUUCUGGUCACAACGCACUAUAUGGAAGAGGCCGAAGAACUCGGCGACACCAUUUGUAUAUUGUCGAACGGCAGGCUGGAAAGGACCGGAUCACCUUUGGAGCUUAAGCGCAAAUGGGGCAACGGUUAUUGCCUUAAGCUGGAAACCCACGAGAAUUUCAAUAAAGAUGACAUCUUAUCUGAAAUACGCAAUUUUAUAGAGAAUGCUUCCGUGGAGAAUAUUGUAAAGCCCACGCUUUAUAUUCGAUUGCCAUAUGACUGUGUCUUGAAAUAUCAUGACAUGUUGCGCAGUUUGGAGGGAGCUAAAGAUAGGUUGGGCAUUAUAACAAUCUCCGUUGCUGAUACCUCAUUGGAGAGCGUGUUUUUGAAUUGUGCUGGAGGUGCCGAUCAAGUGGAUACACCCGAUGGCACUCGCAAUAGCGAAUCUGCACUGAUACACCCAUACAAACGGUUGAAAAAUAUUGAGCCCCGUUUCUGGCAACUCGUUGCUGCAAUUUUCUACAAAAAAUUGACAUUUUUAUCUAAAGAAUGGAGAUAUACUGUCUGUAUGCUAUGCAUAUCUAUGCUUGGCAUUGUCUUCGCUGUUUUGCUGAUGCACUAUAUGUCGGUGGUAAAUAAUGAGUACGCUUUGCCACUAAAACUCGCACAGCUACGCACGGGCAGUGUCUAUAUCUACAACCCAUCUGGCUUUGAUACACAGUUCGAGCAGCAUUUACGUCAAUACAUUCAAAAUAGUGGACUUAAUGCUAAAACGUUAGUGGUGCGAGGAAACUUUACCAUUAAUGAGGAGUUGAAGCAGAUGCAGCGGGAUAAUAUGGCUGAAUUUCUCGAGGAUACUAUUGGCCUGAUUAAGAUCAGUGGAGCGAGUCGCACCACUGACGAGAAACCGAGUAUAGUAAUAUAUUGGGCCAGUAAUCGCUACCACAGCAGUAUCAUACUACUAAAUAUGCUGGACACGUGCAUGCUGCAGCAACUAGAUGGAGAAGCGAAAUCUUUUAUUGAUGCUAGUUAUGUGCCCAUUAGGCGUUUCGUUAGCGAUGUCAGCUCCGCAAGGCUCGAAUACUUUGCAGUCAUCGUAACAGCUGCCAAUUUCUUCUACAUGUUCUAUUUCAUCGCAUUGCCGUUUGGGGAGCAUGUGAACGGAUUUCGACAACUGCAGCCCAUGUCACGCUUCACAUAUUGGUGGGCCACCUUUGUGUUUGAUUCGCUAUUGCAUGGCAUCGUCUGCCUGACGCUGUUUUUAAUCCAACAGCUGAUAAUGCCCGAUGAGUUGUAUAAAGUCGAACAGCAGAAGCUAAUCGCAUGGAGUAUAUUUUUAUAUGGUUGCAGCUAUCUGCCUAUUUUGUACGUUUUGGGUAAUAACUUUAAGUCGAUAUCAACAAUUUCAACAUAUCUGCUGCUUAUGUUUAUUGUUUCAGAGAUCGCACCUUUAAUCACCUCCGGCAAUAUUCAGGCAAUGAAACUUCAUGAGACAAAAAUUGCCUUUCUCUGCUUUCUGCCCGAUUUCAAUUUGAACCAUCAGCUACGGAUCAUCAACGAAAAUCUAUUGACACAGCGCAAGAAAUCGUCACUUGCUCCGCCAUCCACUGGAGUAUUUUUCGCUUAUGCACUUGUCGUGCUCUUCCUAGUCAUGUGCUUCUUCACAAUUGUGCUAGAAAACAAGUACUAUCGCCGACAAUUGAUCGAUUUUUUUCAUGGCAAGAGCUGUAAGAUACCACCUAAAGCUGGAAUUGGCAGUCCGCAGCAGGAGAUGGAGACGAUCAACGAUUGCAUCACAAACAACUCUCAUGAUUAUCCUUUGAUCGUCAGAAAUCUGCACAAGAGCUAUGCAGGCAAACCGGCUGUCUGCGGUAUCAGCUUUGCUGCAAAGCCCGGCGAAUGCUUUGGACUGCUGGGAGUUAAUGGAGCAGGCAAGACGACCACUUUCCAAAUGAUCACAGCCAACGAGAUUUUAGAUAGUGGACAUAUACGGAUCAAGGGCAUUGAUAUACGGCAAAACGAAGUGCUCUACCGCCAGCAAUUUGGGUACUGUCCACAGUACGAUGCACUCAAUCAAUUUAUGACUGCCGAGCAGUGCCUUCGAUUGAUGGCACUCCUACGUGGUCUCUCUCUCAGGACUGAGGACGGUGGAAGGGCCGUGAAAAACAAUGUGGAAUACUGGUUAAUGAAAAUGGAUUUAGUUAAGUAUCGUCAUGUGGCCGUGAAAAACUAUUCUGGUGGAACCAAACGGAAGCUACUGGCUGCCAUGGCCUUGAUUGGCGAGCCAUCCUUGGUGCUAUUGGAUGAGCCGACAACGGGCGUAGAUCCCAUAUCGCGACGAUUCUUAUGGAAAUGCGUUAAGGACCUCCAGACUGAAAGUCGAGCAGUGGUGCUCACAUCACACAGCAUGGAUGAGUGCGAGGAGCUAUGUAAUCGACUGGCCAUCAUGGCGAAUGGUGAAUUCAAAUGCCUGGAUAACAUUUGCGCCCUUAAGCGCUUAAGCGGCUUUACAAUUAAACUAAAAAUACGAAUCGACAUGGAUACCGAGACAAAUAUCAAUACUAUCACGAACAUGCUUAAGCAACAAUUCAGUCAGUUAUAUCUGCGUGAAAAUCAUGCAGGAUCAUUGACAUAUUUUAUUUGUACUGAAGAGCAGAUCAUAUGGUCAAGAGUAUUUAAGACUACAGUAGAUCUGGCGAAUAAUUUGGAAAAUCUAAUUGAUCAUUAUUCGGUAAAUGAAUGUACACUGGAAGACAUUUUUUUAAAAUUCGAAAAACAUUCAAAAUCAAUUAUACAUUCUACAUCGGGUUCCCAAAACUACGUUUAAGACUUAAUGUAAACUUUAUAACACAUUUUGAAAAUAUAUUUAUUUAUAUCGAAAA